GCGUGGCUUAUGUCCAGGAGGAAGGGGCGGGUACCGGGUGAAGUCCUAGUCGCCCUGACGGGCUCCGAGCGUCAUGGCCUCGCCGCCACCGGACGUUGGAGCUGACGACUGUCUCCCCGAGUACCGCCAUCUCUUUUGCCCGGACCUGCUCCAGGACAAAGUGGCCUUUAUCACAGGUGGUGGCUCUGGGAUUGGGUUCCGUAUUGCUGAGAUUUUCAUGAGGCAUGGCUGCCACACAGUCAUCGCCAGCAGGAGCCUCCCAAGAGUGUCCAUGGCUGCUGAGAAGCUGGCUGCUGUUACUGGCCAGCAGUGCCUUCCUUUAUCAAUGGAUGUCCGUUCUCCUCCAGCUGUAAUGGCUGCUGUGAACCAGGCACUGAAGAAAUUUGGCAAAAUUGAUAUCCUCAUUAACUGUGCAGCUGGAAACUUCCUGUGCUCUGCUGGUGCAUUGUCCUUCAAUGCCUUCAAGACUGUGGUUGACAUCGACACCAUUGGCACCUUCAAUGUGUCCCGAGUACUCUAUGAGAAGUUCUUCCGGGACCAUGGAGGGGUGAUUGUAAACAUCACAGCAACCCUGUGUCUCCGGGGACAGAUGCUGCAGGUUCAUGCAGGCACUGCCAAGGCAGCUGUGGAUGCUAUGACACGGCAUUUGGCUGUGGAGUGGGGUCCCAAGAAUAUCCGUGUCAACAGCCUGGCCCCUGGCCCCAUCAGUGGCACAGAAGGACUCCGGAGACUGGGGGGCUCUCAGGGAUGGGAGAGCACAAAUGGUCUUAUGAGCCCACUGCAGAGGCUGGGGAACAAGACGGAGAUUGCCCACAGUGUGCUCUACCUGGCAAGUCCUCUGGCUUCCUAUGUGACUGGGACUGUCCUCGUGGUUGAUGGAGGGAGCUGGUUGACAUUUCCAAAUGACAUCAAGAGGCUGGUGGAGUUUGAAUCCUACUCUGCUAAACUCUAGCAGGGCUGUAGACCACUCUCCAGAUACUGCAUCUGUCUCUGUGGAACCCUCUGAUUGCCUAACCAGACCCAGAAAUUCUCUGCUUGUUUCUCAAGAAGGCAAGAUGAAUCCUGCUUGGAGCUACUAUGGGGGGGGGUGUCUCUCCCCAUUGAAUAAAUCACAAUGGAAUUUUUUUCCACAGAAGAUUAAAAUAUAAAAUCACUUCUUGACUUAUGUUUUGAAUUUAUGUAAAAUAUCAACUUCAUUAAAAGUUCUAAUUCAAAUAU
Messenger RNA from Perognathus longimembris pacificus (Pacific pocket mouse), 1218 nucleotides. It is a transcript of the gene Decr2, whose product is annotated as 2,4-dienoyl-CoA reductase 2. Lineage: Eukaryota; Metazoa; Chordata; Mammalia; Rodentia; Heteromyidae. Gene Ontology annotation, molecular function: 2,4-dienoyl-CoA reductase (NADPH) activity. Bases 74 to 952 code for a protein of 292 amino acids. The transcript is spliced from 9 exons. Gene Ontology annotation, biological process: fatty acid catabolic process. The record is from RefSeq and is a predicted model, not a curated record.